AGUAUACAAAAGAAAAUUAUAAAUGAGUUUAUAUAAAUAUACCAAAUUUCUCUAAAUUUCAUAAAAAGGUAAUUUCAUACUUUAUUCAAAAAGCUCAUUUGAUAUCAUUUUUGUAUAACUCAUAUUAGAAAGUUCCUGUUUCGUGUGUACCUACUGGUGUAAAACAUUUACAUCACAAGGCUAUGGAAUAUGAUAUUGGAGUUUAUUUUGAAGUAAAUGGUCAUGGUACUGUUAUCUUCAAAGAUUCUGCUCAUAAAACCAUCAAAGCUGCUGCUCAAGAUAAUAGUUUACCUAAAAGUGAACAGAAAGCAGCUUUAAUUUUGAAGUAUGUUAUUGAUGUUAUUAAUCAAACUGUUGGAGAUGCUUUGAGUGAUAUGUUGUUAGUAGAAUUAAUUUUACAUGCUAAGGGAUGGGAUGUAGUUACAUGGCAGGAAAGUUAUGAGGACCUUCCUAAUAAGCAAGUAAAAGUAAAAGUUCAAGAUAGAAAUGCAAUAACUACUACAGAUGCAGAAAGAUGUUGUGUAACACCUAAAAGAUUGCAGGAAGAAAUAAACAAAAUUGUAUCUAAAUAUCCGAGAGGGUGUUCUUUUGUGAGACCUUCUGGAACUGAAGAUAUUGUUCGUGUGUAUGCUGAAUGUGAGAGUUAUUCUGACAUUGAAAAACUCACUGCUGAAGUGUCAUUAUCAGUUUACAAUUUAGCAGGAGGAAUUGGUGAAAUCCUCAAGUGCCAUCAUAAAUUGAAAUGAUUGUAAAUUUUAUCCAUAAUACAUUAUACUAUUCAUUUAAUUUUAUACUUGUGGAAAAAAAUGGUGUGGAUGAAAUAGUUAUGGUUGAAAACAAUAUUUUUGUAUCUAUCAUUAUAAAUAAGUUUCAAAGUAAAUGUCUCAGAAAAAAAGUAUUUUAAUAAAGAAAUAUUUUACAAAUAUGUAUUUUAUAGUAAUUUAUGUACGGAUUCUCAACGUAUUUAUUUGUUAUUGCUUCUGUAGGUAUGACAACCGUAUUGAUUUUCUAAUUCACAGUUGUUUGAGUAGUAAGAACAAAAGAUCCUUUAUUUUAAUCAUUUCAAUAAUAUUUCAUUAAAUAUUGUAAACUGUAAAAAUGUGGCAAGACAAUUCAGUCAAAUUUGAUAUUGGUUUAUCUCAGAUGGAAUUAAGAUCGGGUGAACAUUUAAUUGAUAAAUUAGAACUAAUAGAAGAUACAAAAGGUAAUGCAGGGGAUCGCGGUAGACUGUUGGUAACCAAUCUCAGACUCAUGUGGCAUUCAAUUGCAUAUCCUCGUAUUAAUUUAAGUAUAGGCUUCAAUACUUUUGUUACUAUAACAACUAAAGUUAUUAAUACGUUAUAUGGAAGUACUACUCAAGCGUUGUAUAUUUUAACUUCAUUUAAAAAUUGUCGGUAUGAGUUUGUAUUUAGCAAUUUGGACACCAGAAGUUCUCGACAUUAUACUUCAGUAAUGGGUGUUCAUAGAGCAUACAUUUCAUCAAAAAUAUAUAGAGAAAUUAAAUUAAGAGUAGGCAUCAUUAAUGAUAAAAGAUUAACUCUAUUACCACAAGAAAUUAUAAAUGAAACGUUACCAGGAGUUUGGAAUUUGUCAACAGAACAAGGCAAUGUCGGAACUUUUAUUGUUACUAACAUAAGGAUAGUUUGGUAUGCAGAAAUAAAUCAACAGUUCAAUGUGUCUAUGCCUUAUUGAACAAUAGCUAAUAUGAAUGUAAGGAAUUCGAAAUUUGGACCAACGCUCGUAAUAAACAGUACUGAAGCAUCUGGUUCUUAUAUCCUAGGAUUCAGAGUUGAUCCAGUUUCUAAAUUAUAUUCUCUACACAAGGAAUUAACGUCGCUUUACGCAGCAUACAACAAAUCACCAAUUCUAGGUAUUGAAUAUACGUUUGAACACCAGUCAGUUCCGCAACCUGAAUCGAUAACAGAAAAAUUUACUGAAAUCGAGUCAUGUGAAGAUGAAAUAUCAAAUGCUUUCAAUAUGUACUUCUCAGAAGGUGGUGUAAAUCAAAGAAAGCCAAUAUUAGCAACAAAUUUAGGACUUGCUGCUGAAGAACCAAGAGAAGGAAGUACUUUAGAAACGUUAUGGGAAUUACUUCCAUCUAAGUAA
Phymastichus coffea is the source of this 2106-nucleotide messenger RNA. Its product is annotated as Bardet-Biedl syndrome 5 protein homolog. Gene Ontology annotation, cellular component: BBSome; ciliary basal body. NCBI's taxonomy places the organism in Eukaryota, Metazoa, Arthropoda, Insecta, Hymenoptera, Eulophidae. The record is from RefSeq and is a predicted model, not a curated record. Gene Ontology annotation, molecular function: phosphatidylinositol-3-phosphate binding. The transcript has 10 exons. Gene Ontology annotation, biological process: intracellular transport; cilium assembly.